Fonsecaea nubica is the source of this 810-nucleotide messenger RNA. RefSeq lists its product as hypothetical. Gene Ontology annotation, molecular function: oxidoreductase activity. The transcript has a single exon. The record is from RefSeq and is a predicted model, not a curated record. Bases 1 to 810 code for a protein of 269 amino acids. Lineage: Eukaryota; Fungi; Ascomycota; Eurotiomycetes; Chaetothyriales; Herpotrichiellaceae.
AUGCCUUCCAAAUACCUCUCGAAACUGCAGGGCAAGUCGGUCCUCCUGGUCGGCGGCACCACGGGCAUCGGCUACGGCAUCGCCGAGGCGUGUCUGGAAUUCGGGGCCAAGGUGGUGGUCGCCUCGCGGUCCGCCGACAAGGUCGCCGCCGCCGUCGACAGCCUCAAGACCUCGUACCCUGAGCACGCGGCCAACGUGCGCGGCCACACGGUCGACCUGAACACGGUCGCGUCCGACGACGUGGAGAAGCAGCUCGUCGCGCUCUUCGACUUCGCCACGGACCAAGGCGCGAGCCCGCUCGACCACGUCGUCGAGACCGCGGGCGAUCUCCAGCUCGCGGGCAAACUGGGCCUCGACACCAUCACGACGGAUCUGAUGCGCCAGGCCGGCGCCGUGCGGCUGGCCGGCGUCGUGCUCCUCGCCAAGGUCGCCGCCCGCUACCUCCACAAGGCCUCGACCAGCUCCUUCACCAUGACCAGCGGCGCCCUCAUCUACAAGCCGCGGCCGGGCUUCGGCGCCUUUGUCGGCAUCAGCGGCGGCAAGGAGCCCCUCGCCCGCGGCCUCGCCGUCGACUUGGCCCCCAUCCGCGUCAACCUCGUCAGUCCCGGCGCCAUCGAGACCGAACUGCUCUACUCGACCAUACCUCAGGGCAUGAAGAGGGAGGAGCUCGCCGCCCUGUACAAAAAGUCAUCCUUGCUGGGGAAGUUGGGCUCCGUCGAGGACGUCGUCGAGAGUUACUUGGGCAUCAUCAAGAACUCGUUUCAGACCGGCACCGUCGUGCAUUCCGAGGGCGGCUAUCUCCUGAUUUAG